Seminavis robusta is the source of this 1734-nucleotide messenger RNA. Lineage: Eukaryota; Bacillariophyta; Bacillariophyceae; Naviculales; Naviculaceae. The record is from the annotation of a GenBank genome assembly.
AUGAGCAACGACGAUAAUGACAAAGAACAACUCUCCUUUUCGUUUCGAGGCCAAUCGGUUCCCGUUACGUGGAGUGCCGCAGUCAGCCUCGAACAAGCCAACAUGACACUGGUAUCCAAGCCCUUUCGUAAUUGGGUCCAACGCAUCGAAUCGUCUAAAUCGUCACCCGGACAACGACAAAUCCAGAUUGAAUCGGUAGAACUCCAAUCGGUCGACAUGUUUGGAGCAAGGGGAGUCGGCUUUGCCAAGAUCAAGUCCCAUUGCAAGCUUCAAAUAACAAGUAAUAGUAGUCAAGAAGCGGCAUCCGAGGAUGUCACUACCACCAAUUUGCCAGGAAUUUGUCUCUUGAGGGGAGAUGCUGUGGCCAUUUUGGUGGCUCUGUUUUGUACCGAAGAUGACACGGUCCAUUCGCUCCUGGUCGAACAGCCGAGAAUACCGAUUGCGCAAGUCGAUUGUUUGGAAUUACCGGCUGGAAUGAUGGACGAUGACACGCAAACCAUCAAGGGCAUGGCCGUCAAGGAAAUGGAAGAAGAAUGUGGAAUUGUCAUUGAGGAUCCAUCCGAAUUGAUUGAUUUGUCACAGUUGGCAUUCGAGGGGCAAAAGGUCGGCGCCGACGGAAUUCCCAUGUCACAGGGAGGAUGUGACGAACGCAUGCGAUUGCUGUACCUGGAAAAAUUUGUGACGAAAGCAGAGUUGGACCAAAUGAGAAAUCGCACCACGGGAUUGCGAGAAGAAGGAGAAGUCAUUACCUUGCGCAUCGUUCCCUACGAAGAUGUAUGGCGAGUGUCGGCCGAUUCCAAGGCUAUCAUUGCAAGAUUCCUGGUGGAGCAAUUGCGAAAAGAAGGAAAAGUACCAGAUCCCGGCAAGCUCGCCACUCCCUUGCUGGAACCCACACUGAAACUUCCCCAUACUGCUGGAAACAUUAGAAUGCCACAAUUAGCCUUUGGAUGUUACAAGGUCCCUGACAGUUCUCAGGGAGAAGAAAUACUCAACAAUGCAAUCCAAGCAGGAUACAGACACUUUGAUACAGCAUCCUACUACAACAAUGAAGCCACGGUCGGACGAGUUCUCAAAAGAAGUGGCAUUCCACGCGACAAAUUCUUCCUCGCCAGCAAAGUCUGGAACGAUGCCCAAAAGGAAGGACGAGUACGGGAGAGCGUCCUCCAGAGUCUCGAGGCACUCGACUUUGGGGGGUACUGGGACUUGUUCUUGGUCCAUUGGCCCGUUCCCAAUCAUUUUAUAGAGACCUAUCGGGAAUUGGAAUUACUCCAACAACAAGGCAAGAUCAAAGCCAUUGGAUUGAGCAACUUUUCGAUCGAUGAGUACGAAACACUGGUUCAAAGUGGGAUUCGAGUGCCGCCCGUGGUCAAUCAGUUCGAGGUGUCACCCUUCCUGUACCGACCCGAAGAUGUGGAAUACUUUCAACAAAAACACAACAUGAUCGUGUCGGCUAGCAAGGCAAUGCACCGAGGUGGUGCGUUAAACAAUGACGUGGUCCAGGCCAUUGCCAAAGCACACAACGUGACGCCUGCGCAAGUAAUGAUACGGUGGUCCUUGCAAAAGAACCUGGUGGUGCUGACAAUGUCUUCUAGUUUGGAGCACCAGCGACAGAAUCGAGAUGUCACCGGCUUUGCGCUUAGCGACGAAGAAAUGUCACGACUGGAUUCCCUCACGGACGAAGAAACCAUCAAGGCACGGGUCGCAUUGGAAGAGGAACGAAAAAAGUCAAUGUGA